Messenger RNA from Trametes versicolor FP-101664 SS1, 1186 nucleotides. RefSeq lists its product as uncharacterized. The coding region runs from base 5 to 988 and encodes 327 amino acids. The record is from RefSeq and is a predicted model, not a curated record. The transcript is spliced from 3 exons. Lineage: Eukaryota; Fungi; Basidiomycota; Agaricomycetes; Polyporales; Polyporaceae.
CCUCAUGCCCGCGACGUCCACAAACGCGACCUCGAGCGCUGCUCGCACCUCGGCAAGCUUGAGCGCGCGGCCUACAUUCACGACAGUCGAUGUGCCCGCGCAUCCCGUCAUUACGACUACAAUCACCUCCAGUGGCUCGUCUGUGCCUACGUUCGCGACUGUCUCAGAGUCGCGGGGCGCGGAAGUACCCGUCGGAGCAAUAGCGGGGGGCGCGUCGGCGGGCGUAGUGCUCGCGCUCGCCGUGGUCAUCGGCUGGACGUGGUGGGGGAGGUCCAUUAAGCGGAAAAAGGCGAAGGAGAUCAAGGAAGCGUUGGCAGUCUUGCAGGUCAGGGAGAACACACGGAAGAAUGCGAGUACUUUGGCUCGGCCCGGAAGCCAGUACAGGCCUUCGUUCUCCCUCCGGAGCCACCAAGACCGGAGGGUUACGUUCGUGCCCUCUGUUCCGGUCUCCGGCGGGUCUACCUUGAAAGGCACUAUUGACUCGAAGACAUUGGGGGGUGAUGCAGAAAAGAGGGCUCUCCAGGAGACCACUGAUCCUCGCCCACCAACGCCUUCGGCCGCGGAAGUAGAGGCGCUUCAGGAGCCAGAGCCUGCGUUGCCGCCACCGGUGCCUCGUCGGAAUCCUUCGCGUUCACGCCCGCCAGUAGACUCCACAGUGUCCAAUGCACCAUCGUCAUUCGCGCAGCACCGCCUGGCUCACCAGCCCUCGACAGUCAGCUCUGCUUCCGCGUACUCGACUCAGAGCGCGGCGGAGGAGAGGCCGAGUGCUGGCGUUCCGUCAAGUUUGCUCUUGGCCUUGGGAAACGAAGACGUCCGACGGUCACUCCUUGCGAACUAUCUGCCAUGGACCCGUCAUCGGACCUCGACGGUGUCCCAGAACCGGUGGUCGGAGUACACCGGGUCUGUAUACUCGCAGUUCGACAAUGACCACCCUUGGGAGCCUGUGGGGUACGCAAUUGGCGACGAAGAAGAGCUGCCGAGGCGGUAGAAUCUGGAUCUUGGAUAUUCUUAUGGCUGGCUGGACUAACGGACUGUGACGGAUAUAUGAUGAACUAACGAAGAGUUGUAACGUGUACUCACCUUUACGUGCAUAGUGAUGGACCGUUCUAUACGCCAUACACUUACUGGGCCUCUUGUACUUUACGGCACGUCGGUGUAGGAGUCGAAAUUAAUAGCUGAACAUUCG